AUGCCUGGUGUUAAUUGUAAUUUAAUGAGAUAUUCAAAUACUUUGAAUGAAAGAAACAUUCUUACAAUGAUCGAUCGUUUUAGACUAAGAUUUCGCUAUCAAAAAAGAUCAGCAAACGCAAAUAUGGAAGCGAAAACUUCAACUUCGACGCCGCCACCCUGUUAUGAUUCAGAUGACGAAAGUAACUUGCGUCUGUGGAAUAAUAGCGCUCCUGGAGCAGUCGGUAAUGAUUCUUGCAAAGAUAUUCCAUUUCUUAAAGUCUUCAUGCCGAAUGCGUCAGCUCCGCAAACCGAUAUUGGUAUUAUCAUAAUUCCGGGAGGUGGCUACGAUAAACUGACUGAUAGCAACGAACAAACACCUGUUGCUUAA
Messenger RNA from Adineta steineri, 369 nucleotides. The record is from the annotation of a GenBank genome assembly. NCBI's taxonomy places the organism in Eukaryota, Metazoa, Rotifera, Eurotatoria, Adinetida, Adinetidae.